Messenger RNA from Zingiber officinale, 2310 nucleotides. Its product is annotated as WEB family protein At2g38370-like. NCBI's taxonomy places the organism in Eukaryota, Viridiplantae, Streptophyta, Magnoliopsida, Zingiberales, Zingiberaceae. The transcript is spliced from 2 exons. Bases 141 to 2165 code for a protein of 674 amino acids. The record is from RefSeq and is a predicted model, not a curated record.
CGCACCUCCUCCUCUCUCUCCUUAGUGCCACUAAUCUCGGUCUUCCACCGCCUUGUCUCUCUCGCAGUUUCCAGUACGCUCGUUUGUAGGGUUUCGAUCUUCGUAAAAGCCCAAAUACUGGAGAGAUAUUGGAGGAGGAGAUGAUGGAAGAGGCAGCGGUCGCGCUGGAUCUGGAAACCACGGCGCCGAUGGAGGAGAACCACCAGACUGUGGAGGCGGCGACAGCCAGGACGGCGGAGAUCGACCUGGAAACCACGUUGCCGAUGGAGGAGAACCACCAGACUGUGGAGGCGGCGACAACCGGGACGGCGGAGAUCGACCUGGAAACCACAGCGCUGAUGGAGGAGAACCCCCAGACUGUGGAGGCGGCGACUGCCGAGACGGCGGAGAUCGACCUGGAAACCACGGCACCGAUGGAGGACAGCCACCAGACUGUGGAGGCGGCGACAUCCGGGAAGGCGGAGAUCGACCUGGAAACCACGGCGCCGAUGGAGGACAGCUACCAGACUAUGGAGGCGGUGACAGCCGGGAUGGCGGAGAUCGACACGUCGGCGCCGUUCCUGUCCGUGAGGGAAGCGGUUGACCGGUUUGGCGGCAUCGCCAUCUGGAAGUCGCAGCUUAGGGAGCUAUUUCAUCCCGAAAAACUCAAUUACCCAGAGGAUGCUAACGAGGUUAUCAGCAUGGAGGAACAAGCAGCACAACUAGAGAUGGAUCUUAUUCUGAAAGAAAAGGAGACACUCAAUGUUUUACAAGAGCUUGAAAUGACAAAAAAGAUUGUGGAUGCUCUGAAAUUGAGAUUGCAAAAAGAAGUCCCUGAGGCCAUUAAAAUGCCUGUUGGGAACUUUGAUAAUAUGAUGAUACAGUCUGUUCCUGAAACAGAAGAACAUUGCCCCAGUGAUCUCGAGGAAGAUGGAGGGGCGAACCAGUCGAAGGAAAAUUUAAGCAUGAUCACUAGUGAUUUUGAGAAAGAUGUAGGUAUUGAUGACUCUAGCAUUGGGGUGAACCAAUCUUCGAAGAGGAUACCAGUGGAACUGAAGCAAGUGAAGGAAAAUCUAACCAAGACAGCAAGUGAUUUAGCUGAUAUUAGAACUUCCAUUGGGGUGCUGAACAUGAAAAUACAAGAGGAAAAACUCUUGUUAGAUAAAUCACAGGAGAAGCUAACCGCCAAUGCCGCUUUGAUUUCAUCCCUGGAGGAAGAUCUUAAUCAGACAGCAACUGAAUUGGAGAGGGCUGAAGAUUUAGAAAGUGAAAAUUGCGAAGAUUCCUCGAAUAUAUUGCACGAAAUCAAGGAAAUCAACUCUGAAGUUGAACAGUCAAAGAAGACGAAUGAAGCUUCGAAGGCUGAAGCUUCUGAGCUAGCAUCUGAGAUUGAGCACACAAAGUUAAGCAUCAAGACUGUUGAACUCCGGGGGCUUGCUGCUAGGAAGAUGGAAGAAGCAGCCAAAGCAGCUGAAGCUAUGGCUCUUGCUGACAUCAAAGCACUAAUUUGCAGCAACAAAGCAAUCUUUGAUCUUCAGAAUACGUGUGGUGUAACCCUUUCCAUGGAAGAGUAUAUGGCCUUGGCAAGCAAAGCUCAGGAAGCAGACCUAUACUCAAGAAAGAAACUUGAAACUGUAAUGCUUGAAGUGGACCAAGUGAACAUGUCUAAAUCACAGCUGCUGACAAAGGUGGAAGAAGCAAUGACAGAGGCAAAAAAAUGCAAGAAGGCGCUUGAAGAUGCGUUGAAGAGGGCAGAGGUUGCAAAUAGAGCGAAACUUGAAGUUGAGGAUGCCCUCCGCAGAUGUAGAUCAGAACAUGGCCACCAGAGUCACAAUGCUUACAACUCUACCAAAUUCAAGAAGGAUUCCCUGAUGCUUGACCUGAAGAGCUCAAGCAGUAGUGGCCAGCUAUCGAUCGGGCAGAUAUUGAGCAUGAAGUUGGCAGGCCCAGAAUCUCUCGAACAGCAUGAGAUAGGAGGAUCAUGGGAGAAGGAAAAUGAAAAGCCUACUGUUUCACUGGGUCAGAUGCUGAAUAAGAGACAUGGGGCCUGCUUGAUGUCGCAGAGGCUCGAGGAGAAUAGACAUUUGUCCAUUAAAAGGACCAAGCUCGGUUUUGUAGGGUUGCCUCAUCUCUUAGCGAAGCAAGGAAAGAACGCGAGGAAGAGGCAUUCCUCGAGCAUCGAGUGAUAGUUACUUGUUGUAGAUUAGUGUGAACCAGUGUGAUAUUACUUAGCUUCGUUGUCUAUGAAAUGUAAUCCUCUUUUUAUGUAGUUAGUGUAUGUUAUCUGUUGAAAGGUUAUUUGAAUAUAUUUCUGAUGCCGGUUUGUUGUAA